Messenger RNA from Dermochelys coriacea (leatherback sea turtle), 4581 nucleotides. It is a transcript of the gene CXCR3, whose product is annotated as C-X-C motif chemokine receptor 3. Gene Ontology annotation, molecular function: C-X-C chemokine receptor activity. Gene Ontology annotation, biological process: inflammatory response; G protein-coupled receptor signaling pathway; chemotaxis. Gene Ontology annotation, cellular component: membrane. Lineage: Eukaryota; Metazoa; Chordata; Testudines; Dermochelyidae. The coding region runs from base 106 to 1215 and encodes 369 amino acids. The record is from RefSeq and is a predicted model, not a curated record. The transcript is spliced from 2 exons.
AAACCACAGAUACUUGAGUCUACGCAGAAUCAAAGACCACUUCAGUUCUCUCAGGAGCCCGACACAUCCAGCACUUUAUGCUAGGAAGGUGCCACAUCCCCAACCAUGACUGACUGGGUUAUCUUCAGUGGAGAUGAUUUGUUCUACCUGAUGGAGAACACCAGCUUCUCCCCUGACUACUACAACGGGAGUGACACCUGCUGCUCUGUGCCACCCUGCACCUCCAAGAGUAUCCAGGCCUUUGACAGGGUCUUCCUGCCAGUCCUCUACAGCCUGCUGUUCCCACUGGGGCUAUGUGGGAACUGCAUGGUGAUGGCUGUGCUACUGCAGUGCAAGAGGUCCCUGGCUGGGACCGACGUGUUCAUCCUCAACCUGGCACUUGCUGACGUACUGCUGGUGGUGACACUCCCCUUCUGGGCAGUGCAGGCUGUGCACGGCUGGGUCUUCAGCACGGGUACCUGCAAGCUGGUCGGCUCCAUCUUCAAGAUCAAUUUCUACUCCAGCAUCUUCUUCCUGGUAUGCAUCAGCUUCGACCGGUACCUCUCCAUCGUCCACGCUGUGCACAUGUACAAGAGGAACAAGUCUCAUCUGAUGGUGGCCAGCUGCCUGGUGGUCUGGGGCAUCUGCAUCCUCUUGACCAUGCCAGAUUUCCUGUACCUGGAAGUCAAGAAGGACUAUCGCCUCAACAUCACUUUGUGCUCCCAUAACUUUUCCAUCAACACCUCCCUGCGCUGGAAAACAGCCCUGCACAUCUGCUACCACAUGUUGGGCUUCUUCCUGCCCCUGGCAGCCAUGCUGUACUGCUACAUCUGCAUUAUCCACACUCUGCUGCGCUCCCAUGGCUUCCACAAGCACAAGGCCAUGCGAGUCAUCCUGACGGUGGUGGUCGUUUUCUUUGUGUGCUGGACACCCUACCACCUGGCCCUGCUGGCAAACACGCUGAUCGACCUGCACGUGGUGAGGCGGGACUGUGGCAGGGAGACCAGCCUCGACAUCACCAUGUCUAUCACUGCCAGCCUAGGCUACUUCCACUGCUGCCUCAACCCCCUGCUCUAUGCCUUUAUUGGCAUCAAGUUCCGCAACAAGUUUCUGGAACUGCUGGGCCAUAUGGGCUGUGUGAGUCAUGAGUUCCUGCACAGACACGUACAGACACCGAGCCAGCGCAAGGAUUCCACCUGGUCGGAGACCACUGUGGCCUCCUACUCGGGGCUCUAGGGGGGAUCUGGGGCUGCAAGGGGAGAACCCCUCCCCAAAGGGGUGUGGGGGAGCUGAGGCUGCAAGGGGCAAACAGCUCCCCAAGGGGGCAAGGAAGGGGAGAUGGGGCUGCAAGGGGCAAACCCUUUCCCAAGGGGCAAGGAAGGGGAGAAGGGUGGCAAGGGGUGAAACGCUCCCCAAGGGGCAGGGAAGGGGAGACAAGCAGUCACUAUAAUCAUAGCCAGACACAGCCAGACACCUGUGGUUACCCAGCCUCCUGUGCAGCUCACCACAAGCAGGUGUCCAGGAGCUGUGAGACUCAGAAUGAGCUGGGAAGAAACGGUAACAGAUUUCUGACAGGCUGGUGCAAUCGUCGAAUCUCUGUGGAUCGUAGGUGCAGGUGCCAGAGGUUGUACACAUGGUUUCCAAGCAGGCCAUGGGUCCGUUCUUUCCCCUAAGUCAGUUACCAGGUGCCAAGUGCUGAGCCGUUUCAGUCAAUGCAGCGCGGCUGCAUUUUCAGGGGCUUCAGAUCAUCAUAACAAGAGAGUCUGGAGGUUUCCUACUGAGGACAUUAGUCUGGCUGGAACAGACGGGGCCAGGUCCUGCAGCAGGGCAAGCCAAUGCUGCAAUGCAACAGCCCCGGUACAUACUGGCUGCACACAACAAAGGGACUCACUGACCUCCCCAAAAACCAGCACUUGGAUCCAGGGCCGGCUCUAGGCACCAGCAAAUCAAGGACAUUCUUGGGGCGGCACUUUUCAAGGUACGGCACUCUGUCCCUUUUUUUUUUUUUUUUUUUUUUUUGCUUCGGCAGCACUCUGUUUUAUUUUUAUCUUUUUUGCGCUUGGGGCAGCAAAAAACCAUGAGCCGGCUCUGCUUGGAUCAGAGUCCCUGACUCUCAGCCCAGUGCUCACUCCUCCAAACACUCUCCCUGCUCUCUGCACCCCUUAUGCUUACAAUGAUAGCCCCAUUAUUUUGCUGACCGUAGCAUCUAAUCAUGGAUAAGGCCAGCAUCAAGCAAGGCACUGUACAAACACAGAAAAAAAAAAACAGUCUCUGCUCCACCAGCCAAUGUCCUCUUCCAGUUCAAGUACUUGCUGAGAUACUCACAACCAAACACACACCCAGCCUUACAUAACCUCCCCCAAACACACACACUCCUCACAGCUCCACACCUCCCCCAAACACUCAUCUCCCCCAUCUCCCACUCCCCACUGCCCCCAACACGCACACCCAAAUAAUUGCAAGGGGCAAUCCCCAUGUUGCUUGGUAGUGAGACAGCCCCUGGUGCGUUAGACCCAUCCUGUCUGAGAAGGUGAGCUCUGUGGAGCCAUAACACUUUCUGCAUUUGUGCCCCCCCUCCAGUCCCCCGAUCAAGGUGUCUUGGCGCAGCCUCCCCAGACUGCUCUGCUCCCAGCAAUUGCCCUCCUGCAUUAACAGUUAAGUGAAGAUUUUUGCUGCGAGACUAGUCUGUAUUCUCUAGCCAAACUGAGCGUUAUUGAGAGAACACCCUGCACCAUUCCCUUCUCUCUCCCUCGUCCCAUGAGGCAGGGUUACUCUGCACAGGCCCCCAGCAGUACUCUGAGUAGAAACAUCAGCUUCUAGCCCAGGCAACAGUGACUUUGCUCCCAGUUCAGACUGUGUUUGUAUUUCAUUGACAAAUGCAAACAGGCUUCAGCCUGUGCUGAGCAAAGGAGCCCCUGCUGGUGACUCCCUCCUGCCCACCCCUGGGGUGAACAGGGAUGAUUCUCACUGGCUGUUUGCCCAGUCUUAGGAAGGAUACCCUAUGGGCAGACAAAGAUGACUCAGGGCUGCCAUUCUGUGAAAACUUCUCCAGCUGUGAGGAAAGGAUCCAGGAAUGGCAAGUGUCAGGGACUCUGCAUCUCUCAAGGAUGCAGGAACACUCCAGGAGAAUAUGAUGUUGCAAUAGCAUGAACACAGACACAUUAGCAAUGUAAGGAGAUCAGUGGAGUAAAGCAGCAUAAGAAACUCCGCAGCCACCCAAAGCCCAGAAGGGAUCUCCUCUCCUACCAGGGGCAAUCACUUUAUAGUCUAGCGCUUUGUAGCAUUUGCUCCUGCUUGAAAAGGUUAUUUCAUAUGGCUCUUAUGGUGCACUUUCACAGAGGUUUAUAUUUUCUUGUGCAUUUUAUUCCUAAUAAAAAUUAAUAACCAUUCUCAUCUGAGAGAGAGAUGUGUUUUAGAAAACAAACAAUUUACCAACCCAACUUGGCUGAGCAAUGUAAGGAGCAAUGGUCUAUAGAUGCUUUCAGGCAGGAAAGAGUGAGUUAUCCUGUUUCCCACUUAGGGGUUAUUGCAGAGUAUGGAGUCUGCAUGUUACACCUCUGUGCUGUUGGAAUAGAAACAAGAGUUUGCGCCUUUACUUUGGCUGGCAGACCUCCCUCCCGUACUGGGUAGGUCCAGGUGACAGAGUGGCUAAAACACUGGCAGCCCCCUGGAGCUGUCUUAACCCACACUCCCAGCUGUGCUAUCAGGAACAAUGCUGAGCUGUGGUAUCAAUGGGGGGCAACUUUAGCCAAGAAAGUCAGAGGGAGCAGUGACCCUGAGCUGCAGCUUGUCUCCCCAGUUCUUCCCCUGCUCAGGAACCAGCACGAACUCUGGCCAGAUAUUCCUCAAUUCCCAAAUUGCUCCUGAAGAGAGCCAGCAAGAGCCAGGAUUAGCCCCAGUGUUAACCCCUUUAUGGCAGGCAGGGAUCAGAGACAGGCCUCCUUUUCUGGGCUACUUUAGCACCAUCUUAUGGGCCGCAUCAGGCACUGCCAGUCCCCAAGCCAUAUUAUCUAUCAUGUCUCCUAGGUGCCUGCAGUGCUCUGCAGAGAGAGGAAACCACUGUCCGCUCCAGAGAGGUUUCUAUAGUACAUCAGUAUGUGCUGCACAUGUCAAAGUGCAUUACUGACAGGCAUGCUUUGAGACUCAAAACCACAGAUGGCACCGAGGGAGAAGCCCAUCAGGACAGCAGCCAUUUUGGUAGGUAACAGCAGGAACUUUAUGGUUUGUUUCAGGUUUUUAAUUGAAGUUUUAAACAGAUUCAUUAAAAAUGUCAAAAUAAACCAUGGGCAGCCUGGCUGAGCAGUGCAUGCUGGAGCCAACGGCUGGGUCUGUGGGGCAAACAGGGGUCCAUGGGCUGUGAGACAUGGUGGGGUGAGCGGGGUCUGUAGGGCACAGGACCCAGAAGUGGGUAUGGGUGGGAGUGAGGUCUGCAAGGCACAGGACCCAGAGACGAGUGUCAGGUGGGAAGCAGGGUCCAUGGGGCACAGAAUACUGAGACAGGUUGGGGGCAGGGGGAGGGGUCCAUAUGACAUUCUCCCCUGAGCUUUUGACAGUCCCUCUGGGUGACCAGUUUGUGACUUCAUAGGAGAGUGGCAGCGCAGC